This is a messenger RNA of Cannabis sativa, 1356 nucleotides long. RefSeq lists its product as uncharacterized. The transcript is spliced from 3 exons. NCBI's taxonomy places the organism in Eukaryota, Viridiplantae, Streptophyta, Magnoliopsida, Rosales, Cannabaceae. Bases 22 to 1266 code for a protein of 414 amino acids. The record is from RefSeq and is a predicted model, not a curated record.
AUACCUUUAUAAUUCCUGAUAAUGGCCGUUACUCGUUCAUCUCCAUCUCCGGCUAAAGCUACAAAACCCACAAAACAAUCGCAGAAAACCAGACCCAAAUCAAAAAUGGGUAAAAAAAAUCUUAAAGAGAACCCUCCUAGCCCCACUUCCCCUUCUGUUAAAAGAAAAACUCUUGGUGGACCUUCGAAGAACACUCGAGGAAAAAGACCUCGAACUGUUGUUGAAAACUCAGACUCAGAUUUUGAGUUGGAAUCUGAAUUUCUUAAGUCGCCUGUAUCUGUUAAGGGCAAGGGUAAAUCCCCUGUAAAGGUGUUGCCAUCAUCAGGUGUGGCUGAGGAAAUUCCUGUUAAUAGGAUUGUUGAGGAUUGGGAAUGCAAGUACACCCGAUCUCAAUUCUAUCAUUCUAGAGUAGUAACAUCUGGGUAUUACUCUGUACUUGGAGACAUUAAGAGAAUUCUAACUGAAAGCCAAUUGGAAAUUUUUUCAAAAUCUGUGUUUGGUUAUUUUCUUCGGAUUCCGGAGUACAUAAUUCAUUACCAAUUGCUUCAUUGUUUGCUGUUGAGGGAGGUUCAGCAGCCUAAUGGGUUGGAGUUUUGGGUUUGUGUCCAAGGGAAAUAUCUUAGGUUUAGUAUCGAAGAGUUUGCAUUGGUCACGGGGUUAGAUUGUCAUGUUGAUUCUGAUUUUUAUCAGUUUAAGCAAGAUGAUAAUGAAUUGGUCAAACAUUGUUUUAAGGGGUACAAAAAAAUUACCAAGGGUGCUAUUCAGACUGCUUUUAUUGCUGACAAUCUUAAAGAUAACGACGAUCUUGCAGUCAAGUUGGCUGUCUUGUAUUUUGUGCAGUGUUAUUUGUUGGGUGGUCCCCCGGGUAAAGUUGUUUCGUCUGAGAAAAUAGAUGUUGUCGAUAGUGGUCGAUAUAAUGAAUUUGGUUGGGGCAAGCAUUGUUUUGAUAUCACUAUGCAUUCUUUGAAGGGUAAGAUAGAUUCUGGUUAUAAGAGAGUAGUUCGUAGUGACGAGGAUGGUGGGUAUUACAGGUUAUUGGGUUUUCCUUUGGCUAUUCAAUUCUGGUUUUUCGAGUGUUGCCCGUACGUUAUUGGGAAAGUGUCGUUGUACUCAAAUGUAGGCAUUCCAAGGAUUUUGAAUUGGCCUAAAUUACCCAAGGACAAGGAGGGUCAGGUGAAAAUGGAUGUCAUGAACACCCUCAUUUUCGAUCAGUCUUUGAAAGAGGUAAUUCUGUUGUUUUUUACACUAUUUCCACUGUUGUUUUAAUGUUGUUUUUGUGUACAUUAUUUAUACUUUAUGUUUUGAUUGUUGUUGUUAUUUUAUAAUUUCAGUUUCAUGUGCAUAUUGUUUUUUUUU